This is a messenger RNA of Jatropha curcas, 1831 nucleotides long. RefSeq lists its product as uncharacterized. Lineage: Eukaryota; Viridiplantae; Streptophyta; Magnoliopsida; Malpighiales; Euphorbiaceae. The record is from RefSeq and is a predicted model, not a curated record. Gene Ontology annotation, molecular function: RNA polymerase II cis-regulatory region sequence-specific DNA binding; DNA-binding transcription factor activity, RNA polymerase II-specific. Gene Ontology annotation, cellular component: nucleus. Gene Ontology annotation, biological process: regulation of DNA-templated transcription.
GGUUUUAGGAAAGCAGUCUUUGCAAUUGGAGAACUGUCUCUUUUAAUUAAUAACAAUAAAUAGUACUUAAGGUCCCUAGUUUUUCUUUUCUUUUCUUUUUUGUGAUUUAACGUAGUACCGUGGCUGAAAAUGGUGAGAUAGAUUAUGAGAUAGAGAAAGCUAACACCAGAACAAAAAGGAAGAAAUAAAAUAGUUGUGUUAUAAUAAUAAUUAAGGUUUGAUCAAGAAAAAAUAGCAUAACAAGAAAUGGUCAUUCUCUCUACAGUAGUAAUUUUACAAUUUAUAUACAAUAUUUAUAUAAUGGUGGCUAGUUAUAGCUGUCUCUAAAGGCUAAAUGUGUCGUGUAAAACCAACAAAAGUGACUUGCCAUCAACAACUAAACCAACCCCACUUUCUUAUUACCUCUGUUAAUUAGUUUCUUUCAUUUCUUGUGCUCAUAUAUAUCUUCUUUUGGAAUUAUCUCAGACGUAUUUGCUGAUAAAGAUUUUGUUCAAAGCUUGUUAAUUAGGUUGUGCUUGCUAGAUAGUCUUGGUCUUGGUCUUAUGGAUCAUCAAGAACCUCCUGGAGCUUCAAAUUCUAGCGAUGAUGCUAAAAAUAGUGCAGCUUCUUGUCCUAGAGGCCACUGGAGACCUGCUGAGGAUGAAAAACUCAGGCAAUUAGUGGAACAAUAUGGUGCACAAAAUUGGAAUUCUAUUGCUGAGAAGCUACAAGGAAGAUCAGGGAAGAGCUGUAGAUUGAGGUGGUUUAAUCAACUAGACCCUAGAAUAAACAGAAGACCAUUUAGUGAAGAAGAAGAGGAAAGAUUAUUAGCAGCUCAUAGAAUUCAUGGAAACAAGUGGGCUUUAAUAGCAAGAUUAUUUCCAGGAAGAACUGAUAAUGCUGUGAAGAACCACUGGCAUGUAAUAAUGGCAAGAAAACAAAGAGAACAAGCCAAGAUAAGUGGGAAAAGAAGUUACCAUCAUCAAGAAAACCUUAUAAUCAGUCAUGACUCCAAAUCUACAAAACCUAAUGAUCAUCAUCACUUCAAUAAUCCAAGAAAAGCAAGAUCUCAUCAAGAACAUCAUCUUUUUAGUUCAAGAAUUGGAUUUGAAAAUAGUAAAAUCUUAGAAUUUCAAAACCCAAGUACAGAUAGAUUAUUCUCAGUUAUCCCUUCUUCCACUGCUACUAGUUCUUCACCUUCUUGGAUUUUUGCCCCAUCAAAUAAUUCUUCACCUUCUUGGAUUUUUGCCCCAUCAAAUAACUCUUCACCUUCUGUAGUUCUUGAUCAUCAUUUGCCAUUACCAAGAAAAGAAAAAAGAGAUUAUUGCUUCAGUUCUUCUAGAUUUAAUUACCCUAGUGAAAGCUCUACUAUUUAUAGAAACAAUUGCCGUACUUUUUUUGGGAUUCCGAGUUACAGAAGAAUUGUUCCAAGUCCAUUUGGGUAUCUAAAAAUUGGAGAUGAAGAUGAAGAUAUUAACAAUGGAAUUUCGAAGAAAGAAAUGAUGAGCUAUUCCGGUAAUUCAUCAUCAUUUACAUUGAAGAAUAAUAUGAGAAUGAUGAGCAGUCAGGCGGAAGAACGAGGAGAAGAAUCUAUCAGACAUAAUAAGGAGGUUCCUUUCAUAGAUUUUCUUGGUGUGGGUAUAUCUUCUUGAUCACCAAAUUAAAAAGGGACUUCUUUUUUUUCUUUAUUUUCUUUAUAGUUAGUACAAACAUAUGGUAGUUUUAGCUUCACUUUUAUUUCAUCAUCUUGUGAAAAAUGUUGAUGGCAUGCAAAUGAAGUAGCAGUAGUUCAGAUGUCAUAUUAAUUUAUUAAUUUCUCUGAAAAUUCUAUAAAUAUUUUUUUUUCUCAACC